Messenger RNA from Gadus morhua (Atlantic cod), 1698 nucleotides. RefSeq names its product ubiquitin carboxyl-terminal esterase L1 (ubiquitin thiolesterase) (gene uchl1). Bases 14 to 778 code for a protein of 254 amino acids. Gene Ontology annotation, biological process: ubiquitin-dependent protein catabolic process; protein deubiquitination. The transcript has 9 exons. The record is from RefSeq and is a predicted model, not a curated record. Gene Ontology annotation, cellular component: cytoplasm. Gene Ontology annotation, molecular function: cysteine-type deubiquitinase activity. Lineage: Eukaryota; Metazoa; Chordata; Actinopteri; Gadiformes; Gadidae.
UGACCGUUAGCACAUGAACCUCGUGCACAAUCUCAAGCGAAACAGACGAAACGUUGGGCAGAGACCGACUGAGUUGUUGUCUAUCCCCCAAACCGAGCUAGCUUACACGAUCAACAUGGAGUGGAACCCAAUGGAAAUCAACCCUGAGAUGCUCAACAAGAUGUUGAGCAAGUUAGGCGCGGGAGGAACCUGGCGUUUUUUUGACGUCUUGGGACUGGAGGGGGAGCCCUUAGCUACUGUCCCAAGCCCUUGCUGCGCCCUGAUGCUGCUCUUCCCUCUAACACCGAAGCAUGAGUCUUUCAGAGAGACGCAAGCAAACCAGCUGUCCGGGGAUUCAGAUGUCUACUUUCUGAAACAGACCGUGGUCAAUUCCUGUGGCACCGUCGCUCUCCUGCACACUGUCGCCAACAAUAAAGACAAAGUGGAGUUUAACAGUGACUCUGCUUUGAAGAAGUUUCUCGAUGAGACCGCUGACAUGACGGCUGAGGACCGUGCCAAACAACUAGAGAAAAACCAGGCCAUCCGUGAGGCUCAUGAUGAAGUGGCAGCACAGGGCCAGUGCAGGCCCGCAGCUGAUAAAGUGAACUUCCACUUCAUUGCCUUUGUCAAUGUGAAUGGAAAGCUUCAUGAGCUUGAUGGACGAAUGGAUGGACCUGUAUCACAUGGAUCCACCAAGGAUACUUCGUUCUUAUCGGAUGCUGCAAGGGUGUGUCGUGGAUUCAUGGAAAGAGAGAAAGGUGAAGUUCGCUUCUCUGCAGUGGCACUUUGUCAGGCUUAAACUCAUCAGGGGAUUGCUGGGUGUCAUUUCAAAGUAACACUACAUUACACCAAGCACACAUGAGGAAUCAAAGAUUUACCUUGACGUUAGAAUGACUGGUACACACACACACACACACACACAUGUGAAAAUGCACUAUAGAUACAAAUGGCUCCACAAUGCUUGCAAAGCUCAACAAGAAAAUCCCUCAAAGCAGAAUGUUUUCUUGCACACAUUUAAACAAUUUCACGAAAGAAUGCUGCCUCUUGUCAACUGUUGCUUAGUAGCAAAAAGGCCUUUUUAUGUGACUACUAUUUUUUUCACUUUGAGUUUCGGUUUGUUAUUGUUGAGCCGUGAUUUUUCUAAGUCGAGACAUACUGAUGCACAAGUGCCUUCAGAGGCAACACUAUGAAUACCAGUAAAUUAGAGGAAUGUCGAGAGAACUGUUACGGUUCUAAAAGUUGGAUUUAGUCGGUUUGGACAUUCGGAUGGAAGGGGAAAGGUCACUCGGUUGUCCAAAAACAAUUGGAUGUAGUCAGUGGUGUGAGUUAUGCACUGUAAUUUGAGAAAAACAAAGCUUGUAUUGAAAAUGUGUUUAAACAAAUACUGGUUAUGUCGAUGGAUGAACUGGUGGUUACCUUUUUUUUGUUAAAUAUGAACCACAGUUGUGUUAGAUUGCACUUUAUUUUGGAUGUUAAGUUAUUAUACUAAUUGUGGUCAUGCCAGUAUGCUAUUGACAAUUGCCUUAUUGUGAAAUGUUAGAUUACAUUGAACCUAAACUGCCGAACAAGAAGGGGCCCAAACAACCGUUUCUUGGGAUGUAAUACUGUUAUUUUUAGGUGAUGGCAUUUCUAGGCUGUGUUCAAAUACCUUUUUGCAGCCUCUCUGUUCUUGGUGUUGGCAAUGCAGUUGUGACUAUUCAAUAAAGCAGUUCAAAACAA